AUGGGUCCCAAGAAGGCUGCUCCUGCAGAGGCAGAGGCCGGGAAGAGGACCAAGGAGAAGAUCACGCUAGAGAUGAAGAAGGAGAUAAUCCGGAAGCACGACGGAGGCGUGCGAGUGACAGACCUCGCCAGGGAGUACAGGAGGAAUCCAUCCACCAUUGGGACCACCCUGAAGAUGAGGGAGAAGAUCCUUGCGACAGAUGUAGCCAAGGGAGUCGCCAGGAUCAUGAAGAACCGGCCAGCUGGAUGGAAGAGAAGCAGCCUGCAGGGGCCACACGUGGUCAGACAUGGAGAGGCUGCCAGUUCUGAUGUCCCUGUGGCUGAGGAAUUUGCCACAGAGUUCCUGGAGGUCGUGAAGACACAGGGCUACCUUCCACAGCAGGUCUUCAACUGCGACGAGACCCGGCUGUUUUGGAAGAGGGUGCCCAAAAGGACCUUCCUCACUCAAGAGGAGACCAAGCUGCCUGGCCACAAGCCCAUGAAGGACUGUCUGACCCUUCUCUUCUGGGCCAACGCCAGCGGUGACCUGAAGAUAAAGCCCAUGCUGGUGUACCAGUCCGAGAACCCACGGGCCUUCAAAAAGCACAAGGUGAACAAAGACCAGCUGAGCGUGUUGUGGCGAUCCAACGCUAAGGCUUGGGUCACACACGUCCUGUUUGUGGACUGGGUUAAUCUGGCUUUUGGCCCUGCUGUCAAGCAGUACCUGCUGGACAACGACCUGCCGCUGAAGGCCGUGCUUCUGAUGGACAAUGCUCCUGUUCAUCCUCCAGGCCUUGAGGAAGACUUGUCAAAGGACUUCUGCUUCAUAAAAAUCAUGUCCCUGCUGCCUAACACCACCCCACUACUGCAGCCAAUGGAUCAGCAGGCCAUUGCCAAUUUCAAGAAGCUCUAUACCAAUGAGCUUUUCAGGCGCUGCUUUGAGGUGACUGAUCGCACCAACCUCACCCUGCGUGAUUUCUGGAGGAAACACUUCGACAUCGCCAGCUGCGUGAAGAUGAUCACCAUGGCCUGGGACGGGAUCAGCCAGAGAAUUCUGAAUUCCACUUGGCGCAACCUGUGGUCAGACUGGGUGCCAAGAAGUGACUCUGAUGUUUCUGCUCCAGAGUCAACAGUGCUGGAGGACAUUGUUUCAUUGGGGAGGACCAUGGGCCUUGAGGUCACAGAGGAAGACGUCUGUGAGCUGGUGGAGGACCACGACCAGGAACUGUCCAUCCAGGAGCUGGUGAAACUGCAGGCAGAGGCUACGCAGGAGCAGACCCCUUUGGAAGAGGAAGAAGUGCCAAUUGAGGAACAGCUGUCCUCCACAGAACUUAAGGACAUCUGCCAACUGUGGGAAAAUGUGCAGACUUAUGCACGCCGGCACCACCCAGACAAGGCUCUGGCACGUGACCUUUCGAACACGUUUGACACAAGGAUCAUGUCCUCUUUCAGAGGGGUGCUGAAAAGGCGGCUGAAGCAGCAGACCAUGGAGAGGUUCAUCAUGAAGAAACAAAGAGUGGAAGAGGAACCUGCUGCUCAGGCUAGCCAGCCUGAGACCGUUCCUGCCUCCUCUACAGCGCCUUCUACCAGUUGA
Molecule: messenger RNA, 1572 nt
Organism: Zootoca vivipara (common lizard)
Lineage: Eukaryota; Metazoa; Chordata; Lepidosauria; Squamata; Lacertidae
Source: RefSeq, a predicted model, not a curated record